Molecule: messenger RNA, 600 nt
Organism: Iphiclides podalirius (scarce swallowtail)
Lineage: Eukaryota; Metazoa; Arthropoda; Insecta; Lepidoptera; Papilionidae
Source: the annotation of a GenBank genome assembly
AUGACAUUCACGCAUUCAGUUUUGAGAUCAUUUCGAAAUAACUUCGGGGCAGUUUCGUUCGUCCAUUGCGUGGUUGAUGGCGCGAUUUUCGCGAUUCGCGCCACACGUUUAAAACAUUCGGCGCGUCUCGCGCGUCUGCUGUCAUUGCGAUCCGUCAACGGCCGGAGGCGGGUCGUGCCGAGGGACGGGCCUCGACCGCGUUCGGCUACCUCCGGCAUCGCAUUGCAUACCCUCUCGCUCGCACCGGAUCUACAGAAUUUACGAGCGUUGCAUAAUGGCGCUCGGUCGCACGGUGCGAGCGAUUUCGGCAAAAACUUUCGCCGCGAACAAAGAUCGCCCUUCGCCCGGCCGAAGACGGCGCGGUGGGGAACGCACGCUACUGCCCUGCGUUGCUUUAAUAAUAGUAACCAACUGACUGAUGCUAGGGCGCGUUGCGAUUUCGAGUCGCUCGUCGUUGCGUCGGCGGCUGACGCGGCGUCGGGCGCUAAUCGAUGCGCGCCACUGCGCUGUCUUGCGACGGCGGCCAUUACGCACCUUUAUGACCGCCGCGCCGCGCCGCCCGCGCGCCCCUCGCGCCCCGCGGCCCCUCAAGGCGCCACG